UCUACCCGGAAGUGUUGUCGCACAGGGCUGACUGUUCAUUCUCUGCAGAUCAUCCCUCAAAACAAACGUCUUCUUCCCUUAUUAAUUCAAUACGAAAUGUUAACGCUAUUAUGUUGUUUUAAACAAAAAUGACUGCGGCUAGCUGCAUGAUAAACCACGGGAAGACGGAGUGAUGGAGACAGCGCAGUUCUAUUCUAUGUGUAACCGAAUCUGAAGCACCAUGAUCCCUGUGCCUCUGCUGGUGUGUGUGAUGGGAGGCUGGUGUGUUGUCUAUCUCACCGACACACUAUUAAAGUCGUCCGUGAAACAUAGGAUCAGGUACGAGUCAUGGUUGGCCGGUCGAGGACUGAUGCUGUCUCCUUUCCAUGUGAGAUGGCAAACCACCAUGUUCAAUCGACUGUUUGCGUACUGCGCCCGCAUCAACCCCAGAGCCCAAUACUUGUGGUUCAACAGUGGUCUGGUAUUUGGUGUAGUGUCCAUGGUGGGAUCAGUGGUGCUGCUGAUCAGGACGCUGCAGCAGACCCUUGCUCAGAUGACCUCAGAUAACCCCCGGAUGGGGAAUCAGCAGACCCUGCAGGUGGUGGUCCCCGGUAUCAAUCUGCCCACCAGUCAGCUGGCCUACUUCUUCAUGGCCCUGCUGCUCAGCGGAGUCAUACAUGAGCUUGGCCACGCUGUGGCAGCGUUGAGGGAGCAAGUGCGAGUAAACGGCUUCGGCAUUUUUGUGUUUGUCGUUUAUCCCGGUGCGUUUGUGGACCUCUUCACAACGCACCUCAACAUCAUAUCGCCUGUUCAGCAACUCCGCAUCUUCUGUGCCGGAGUGUGGCACAACUUUGUCCUCUGUUUGGCAGCAUUAGCCUUCCUCUUCCUGUUGCCCAUUUUCCUGUUUCCCGUGUAUUCCACCGGUGGGGGGGCGCUGGUCAGUGAGGUCGUCCAGGGCGCUGCAGCGGAUGGUCCCCGAGGUCUGUCAGUUGGGGACAUAGUGGUCGGGCUGGAGGACUGCCCAGUCAAGGGGGUGGAGGACUGGAGCAGCUGCCUGUCUCACCUCUCUCACUCCCAACAGACUGGAUACUGUGUCCCGAGCAGCAGCCUGCAGCCCAGCUGGGCCCACGGAAGAGCCUUUAAGCGUUUGGAUGGAACGUUUGACUGCUGCAGCAACAACAGCCUGACAGAUCUCUGCUUCUCCUACAUGAAACCACAGAGCAAGAACAGCAAAGAGAGAGAGUACGCCUGCAUGCCGGUGCGAAAGAUGGUGACGGGGACGCAAGUGUGUCGUACCGCCGAAGACUGCACCGCACACACCGAAGUCGCCAGCAUCUGCGUGACCCCCUCUCUGGAGAACCAGACUCGCUUCAUCCGUGUCACACACCCACCCAACACACACAUGCUGUUUGUGGGGUAUCCACCACACCUGCAGUAUGCUGUGAGUCUGACCAACUUUGUCCCUCGGUUUGGUUUCCUCCACCUGGAUCUGCCUGUCUUCUUGGAGACCUUCUGCAAAUACGUAGUGUCCCUCUCUGGAGCUUUAGCAGUCGUAAACUCCGUUCCGUGCUUUGCUCUCGACGGUCAGUGGAUGCUGAAUGCACUGCUGGAGGCCACGCUGGUUACUGUGGUAACGGACCGUCAAAGGCGUGAGCUGAUUGGUUUCUUCCUUCUGCUGGCAGGCAGCGCCCUGCUAGCAGCCAACGUGGCACUGGGCCUGUGGAUGGUCACUGCACGGUAGCCACAGUAGUGAGCCACACUGGAAGGCAAAAAACUAAAUGAAUGAAUCCCCAUGUGGACUGAGUUGUUCUCUCAUGAUGUUUUUGACACGUGUGGACCAUUAAGCUGUGAACAGACUGCAUUACCCAUCAGUGCUGCCCAAUUUCAGGACACUGUUGAGCAGAACAUCUGCUUUACUGGACCAACAGGGAAAACAAUAACCAACUUUUAUUCACCUUUUUGCCGCCAUAUAAUCAUAAAGCACAUAUAUACAAAUAAAGAAUGCACUGUCCGAUGUGACCGUUUACAAACACUGCACAAUCUGUCCAAAUGUUAAUGUCUGUGUUGUCUUUGAAGUAUGAGGAGAAAACUGUCCUGGUUAUGAAAAGGUUUGAUUCCAAAAUGCCAUACGUUCCUCUUAACUCACUGUUCGACCUCAACGUGCUGCAGAGAUGUGUCCAUGAAGAGAGAAGCAAAAACAAGGGUAUAGUUUAAAAAAGCCUUACACUUAUUGGCAAAUGCAUGGCGGUUUGAAUGUCUAUUACACAUCAUUAGUGGAAAUAAUGUACUACCUAUUAUUCAUGUGACAGUAUUUCAUUUCAUUUAGCUCCUCACAGGUGUGUAAUUGCAACAAUGUUUUGUGAUUUCCAACAUGUUUCAAAUCCCCCAAAAAAUGUGCUCUGUCCCUCUGGCAUUGACGAAAAUGAAUUUGAAUAUGAUUUGUCACAAUUGUGGAAUAAAAGGCUCCUUUUAUUUAAGUCA
This is a messenger RNA of Notothenia coriiceps (black rockcod), 2460 nucleotides long. RefSeq names its product membrane-bound transcription factor peptidase, site 2 (gene mbtps2). Lineage: Eukaryota; Metazoa; Chordata; Actinopteri; Perciformes; Nototheniidae. The transcript has 11 exons. Gene Ontology annotation, biological process: membrane protein intracellular domain proteolysis; regulation of response to endoplasmic reticulum stress. Gene Ontology annotation, cellular component: cytoplasm; membrane. The record is from RefSeq and is a predicted model, not a curated record. Gene Ontology annotation, molecular function: metalloendopeptidase activity; protein binding. The coding region runs from base 221 to 1720 and encodes 499 amino acids.